CUCUCUAUCUUUCUCAGCGAAACGGUUGAUCGAUUGACUCGCGUUGAUCGUUAGUCCGUCAUAUCAUACGUGGAUCGCGUGGUACCCGUGUCCGAAUCGUGUUUGUCGUGUCUGUCGUGUCGUGCUGUUAUCGCGAUUCGCGUGUCGUAUAUUCUACAUAAAUCGUAUCGUGUAUCGUAAAAUCGUAUAUCGUGUCGUCGCACUAUUUCGCUCACUGAGCGCAAUCCGUUCGUACAAAUAAUCAUCGUACUCCCAGCGCCUCAUUCCCAGAAUAAAGGCAUCAUCGAGCGUGUUAUAAAUCGUCGUGGUCUGCCGUGCACGGGGAUCGUAGCGCCGUUAACGUCAGUUAACGUUAACGAGGGAGCUUGAGCUCGGAGUCGCCGACUUCGUCAUGCCGUCGGCCGCGGUCACGACGACGACGGCGACGACGGCACACUCCGAAUCGGAAAGAGACGCGUUCUCCCGCUGCUGAUAUGGGGCCACUGACCGAGCGUUUGGUCCUGGUCUCCGUGGGCCCUCCCUGCUUCGAAAAUAAAUAAAAGUCUCGAACGGCUCUAUAAGGAGAUCGUAAACGACGUCGACGACGACGACGACGACGACAACGACGACGACUACAACGACGACGACGACGACGACGACGACGUCCUCUUCUAAGGUAGACAACCGGGCUCAGGAUGGCCUCGACCUCCAGCAGCGAUGUCCAGGUGCUAAUGGGCAAGGGCAAAUGCGGAGCAGCGGCCUACAUCAGCCUGGCUACUGGUCGGGACACCGGGACUAAUACGAAUCCGCCGUAUCUCAAUGAAUUGCUGGAUGUCCUGCUGAAUCCCAGCAAACCCAUCGAUGACUGGGAGACCAUCGAUUGGUGCAAGUGGCUCAUGGCUGGUGGCCGGACACCCGACGAAUUCGCCAAUACAGUACGCACUUACGAUAAUGCUACUACCUGCGGUCUUGUAUGGACACCAAACUUUGUAGCGUAUCGCUGUCGUACGUGCGGCAUAUCUCCCUGUAUGUCUUUAUGUACCGAAUGUUUCAAAAAGGGAAAUCACUAUCGUCAUGACUUCAACAUGUUUCUCAGCCAAGCAGGUGGUGCAUGUGAUUGUGGCGAUACAUCUGUGAUGAAGGAGACUGGAUUUUGUGAUAGGCAUGGGCCAAAUGCAAAUGUAAAUAAAUCAGUUGCACCAUCUGAUCUGAUGAGUGUAGCCGAGGCAAUGAUGCCCAGAAUUAUUCUUCGACUUAUACAACAUUUACGUGAAAAUUGUAAAAUGGGAGUGCCUGAUCAAAAAAGUGCUAUACAUGAGGCAGAUACAUAUCUUACUAUGUUGCUUGACUUGAACAAUAUGGGCGCAUUAAUGAGGCAUGUCAUGACAUCAGCUCUCACGAAUCCGCAGAAAUAUCGAGGUCUCAUGGAUCCUUCUGUGUUAACGGGACAAUCGGAGUACGAUAGCUAUUGCCAAGAUAGCAAUAAAAUAUAUCAACAUGCUGUAAAAUCGCUUCCAAAUCCCGAACCCCCAGAUGAAUACAAAGAAUGUGUGUCGCUUCAAGAGCACUUAGAACACACCACUUUCUUGGAAGAACUAAUGUUCUGGACCGUCGCUUACGAGUUUCCGCAAAAAUUAGUCUGUCUGCUUUUGAACAUGUUGCCGGAUCCCGAUUACAAAGAAGCUUUAACUCGCGCCUUUGUGUUACACUACAGCAGAAUCUCGAUGAUGCUUGAACGUUCAAUGGAUCCUGAUACAUUGAGCAAUAGAGUUGUUCAUGUUAGCGUACAGCUUUUUAGUAACGAGAAACUAGCAUUAAGAAUGGUUGAUCAAUUGAAAUUAUUACAUGUUAUGGUUAUUAGUUUGAAAUACAUGAUGAGCAAAAUACUCAUUCAAAACACUUUGCACGAUCCGGAUAAAAAUUUCCAUUAUGUUGUGGAUUGCGGACGUCAAGUGAUGAAGGAGCAUUGUUACUGGCCAUUAGUAUCUGAUUUAAACAACGUACUCUCACAUAAGCCAGUCGCUGUUAAAUUCAUGAGCGAUAAUACUCUCCUAGAAAUGUGGUUCGACUUCUUGUCUAUGUUUCAAGGCAUGAAUGUCAAUCAGAGAGAAUUAAGUCAACAUGUCGAGUUUGAGCCCAAUACAUAUUAUGCGGCAUUCAGUGCUGAACUGGAAGCCAGCGCGUAUCCGAUGUGGGCUCUUGUGUCGCAUCUUCGUGGCCCUGAGAGUGCGACAUUAAGUCGACGAGUGCUUACUUUUUGCCUUACAGCUUUGCAAGAUUGGCUCGAUGCUGUAAACUAUACAGAUCCGAAUGUAAGUGAUAGUUUACAAGUGUCGUUUCAUCUUCCGCUUCAUCGAUAUCUCGCAGUGUUCAUGUGCCAGGCAAUCAGACAGCAGGGAGCAACUCUACGCGAAUUAUUACCGCCCACAGAUAUGUUGCACCUUCUCAUGAUGCACCCGUUGCGAGUGCAGGUGGCCUUCUAUGAGAUUUUAAAUGGAUUAUGGGUUCGCAAUGGAUUGCAAAUAAAGGGCCAAGCGAUGACCUAUAUACAGUGCAAUUUUUGCAACUCCAUGGUGGACGCGGAUCUGUAUCUGCUGCAAAUCUGUGCCACAAAAUUAAUGCCAGAUGUCUUUCUGAAAACUGUUAUCGAAAAAUUUCACGUGGUGGAAUGGAUGAGUUUAUGCCUGUAUCAUGCCCCACAAAAUGAAUAUCUUGAGGGCGAGCAUGAUACUCCGAUGUUGGAAAGUUGCCUAACGUUUUUGGCUACGUUAGUCAACGUCAGAACAAAUCUUGGUUUAUCGGAUCCCGAAAUGUCUCGUCUUGAAAUGGUGACCUUACUAUGUAUGAGUGAUAAGACGCAUAGUCAAUUGAUGGAACUAAUGCCGGAACGCUGUGGAACUACUCAGAACAGAGACUUUGAAUCUGUUCUAGCUGAUGUAGCGCAAUAUAGAGCUCCAAAUCUCGAAGCAAGUGGCAAUAUGCAACAGGGUAUGUAUGGACCAAAGGGUCGCGUAUGGGAAGAAUUAUUUGAUCCUUUACAUGUACUGUUGAGAGCAGUUCAUAGGAGAGACUUCCAAAUAUCUAUGGAUCGUUUCACAGAAUAUGUAAAACAAUCAGGCAAGCUAAAGAAUAAUGCAACUCUUUGGCCACCAUUUAGGCAACCAGCUCCGGUUUCGUUGGACUAUGAUGAUCCUCGUAUAGUUCUACGUUCCAAAGUUUUUCAUGCUAUGAUCUUGAUAAUACUCUAUAAGGCUGUGAAUGGACGUAACAUAUCGGAACAUGUUAUGGCAUUGGCUAUUUAUCUUCUAGAGAUGGCAGUUAUUACUGCGGAACCGCCAGAUAAAUCUGGGAGUCCUUUAUGCCAAUACACUGGUGGUAGCUUUCAUGUGAUAAAGGAUAUGGAUUUAGCUGGAUGGUACGAAAGUGAUAGUUUGUCUGAAAAUCUGAGAACAAUGAUACCUCAAGUGAUUCUAGUCCAAGAGUCGGAGCAUAGCAGCUCAGACAGUGAAUUUGAGUGGGAGAUGAUUCAUGGAGAGAUGAGUGAAGUGGCGACAUCCUUAAUGUUGAAUGACGGUGCAGAUGACGGCGCGGAGGAAGUCUCUUUGGAAUUGUUGGGAUUUUCUGUAGACACCGUUAGAGAUGACAAUGGUGUGUCGAAUGCAAGUGCAUCAUCUCUACCGGCUUUGCUACCGUCAGUCGAGAGUGCUGCAUCUCUGCCAGCAUUACCAUCAACAAGUGUGGAAUAUGGUGUAGCAAUUGUACCUGAAGACGGAAUUGUCGCCAUACCAGCUCGUAGUAAUAGUGAAGAUGACUUAACGAUACCUUUGCAAAGAGCUCUGCCACCAUCUGAGGAAGAAUCGAUGGCAAUCCAUCUAGCAAUUGAAUCGCCUCCUUCACCAAAUAAUGAAAUCGGCGGACAGCCAGCUUUACCGCCCGUUCCUCAACGUCCGGCAGUUUUGGCCGGAAAUGAAAUAGUCACAGCGCACCCGAUUAAUUAUAGGGCCACAGAAAUUGUUCCAUCCACAUCAAAUUCUUACAAACAUUUUAAGAGGAGAGAGCUACAAGGUGGACCAAUGCAACCGCAAUCUGUAAAAGUAGGAGAGAGCAUAAUCUCCUUGCUGUUAAAAUUACAUUCUCAAUUAUCCGGUGUACCAGACAGCUAUAAUCCCGAACAAAGUGCAAUGUCAGAUAAUGAAGUCAGUAGUAGCAGCAGUAGCAGCAGCAGCAGCAGCAGCAGCAGCAGCAGCAGCAGCAGCAGCAGCAGCAGCAGCAGCAGCAGUAGCAUCAGCAGCAGUAGCAGUAGCAGCAGCUCUUUUAUAUCACUAUUGCCUAGUGAAUCGCGAAUUGGUGAUGGACCAUUCUUCAUAUCGCAGCUACUUAGAAAAAUCGCGGAUUUAGACCCUAUAUGUAAACAAACGAUCAUUGAGACUAGGAACAAAUUAUGGCCUCGUAUGCAAGAAUGCGAGGAAGAUGAGCAACGCGAAAAGGAGAAUCGCGAGCGAGAGGAACGACGAAAAAGAGCAAAAGAAAGACAACAGAAGCUGAUGGCGGAAUUCGCUAACAAACAGAAACAAUUUAUGGAGAAAGCGAUGGAAACCGAGGAUGCAGAUGCAUCUGGGAUGGACUGGGAUCAAGAGGAGAAUGAGACUAAACUGACUAGUAAAAAAGAGUAUGACUGUGUGAUAUGCAAUCAAACUACUCCCAGCAGUGAGGACAAACCGAUGGGACUCGUUGUAUUAGUUCAAGCAACUAGCAUUAUUGGCCACGAACGACAACAAUCGGAUAGACUGAUUCUUCCCACGUCCGAUGAAGAUCCACCUAUACCUAAAGGAGAUACCCGAGGUGCUCAUUUUGACCGCAGAAUGGACGAGAUGAAUCGUUUAUUUGACACAUUGUCUUGGCUACUCUCGGUUAAUAUAGGAUGGGAAGGUGGUGUUCAUGUGCAAACGUGUGGCCAUCAUUUACAUCUCGAUUGUUUAAAAUCUUAUCUAGAGUCCCUUCGUAGUCAACAACGGCAGCAAAGUCUGGCGGUGGAACGGGGCGAAUACUUGUGUCCGCUGUGCCGACAAUUAGCUAAUUCUGUUUUACCGCUGUCGCCACAAUUGGGUGAAUGCUCGGCGGUGGUGCGAUCUCGUCAUGCUUCUACAGCGACCAUACUCGCGGAUCUAAAUACUUUUCUCAAAGAGAUACAACGAAAUCCUGUGUCUUCAAAUCUGUCUGUGGCAAUGGGAAAAGCCAUGGAAGAUAUGACGAGUUGCACGUAUCUAAAAUAUAAGCAAAAGAACUGUAAACCUAGUCACCAAAGCUUGUUCCUUUUUGUAACUUCGGUAGCUCGAACUAAUUUUGAGAUUGAACUUGUACAACGUGGUGGUUCGUUAUGCAUUGCGCCACCUACUACAAUACCUCUGAUGCCUAAACGUGAUUGUAUAGUCGCGCUUCUUCAUGUUUUGGCGAUGCAUGCUCGGGUACUGACCACGUGGCCAGUGCAUCAUGUAUGGCAACAACUAUCUGGCAUAUCAUUGAUGGAGGAAUCGACGUCCUCGCUCGCCUUGACACCACAUGAGAGACAGGUUCCUCUGCUUCUGCGAGAUCCGACCGCCAUGCUCAUUCAAUUCAUAUUGCUGUUGCCGUUGCACUUGGAUCAAACAUACUUUUCUGGCGUGGUAAAAGUUCUUUACAACUUGCUGUACUAUCAAGUAAUACUACAAGUAAGUUGUAACUUCUCACGAGAAGAGCGAAACAUGAUUCUAAAGAAAAGAUGCAGCUGCGCUACUACGCCCUCGGAAACUAUACUGGCCGAGAUUAUCGAGUAUUUUAGCGAAAGCGGGCUCUAUCCUGGCACGGAUGACAAUAAACCGUCUACUUCAACCUCUCCCACUUAUGCCAGAAUGAAAUCGCAUUGCAUUGAGCAGCAAAUCCAAUCAUUGUGCUUACCAUUUCUGCGAGUAGCGGCAUUGUUACGUUAUCAUCUAUACGAGCAGUCGCUGCCACUGAUCAGAACACAACAGAGCGAGUUUGUGAGACUGGUAUAUUAUCUGGAGCUAGUCACGGAAGGCAUGAGCUGGGACAGCUUCGAUUCAACAGUAGCGUUAAAUUGGCAGGAACCAGAAACGGGCGUGUCGGUGCCGCUCUUCUGGUGCGAUCAGUUGAUCGCAUUUCUCGCUAAUUGGCGUGGCCAUCAACCAGCUCGAAAUCUGAUAAUGGAACAACAUAUAUCAUGGCAUGUGCCGAAACUAGUUAGUCUUCCAAGGGAAUACGAAAAAAUCUUCACGUAUUACCAUGAACGACAGUGCAGUAUGUGUCAUUCUGUACCGCCGGAGAUCAGCAUCUGUUUAUUAUGUGGCACUAUUGUCUGCCUCAAACAAAACUGUUGUAGACAGAUGAAUGUGUUCGAAGCUACUCAGCAUUCAAUUGACUGUGGCGGUGGGACUGGCAUCUACCUCGUAGUGACUUCGACUUACAUUAUCGUGAUACGCGGUCGACGAGCGUGUUUAUGGGGAUCUUUGUAUCUCGACGACUUUGAAGAAGAAGAUAGAGAUCUAAAACGUGGCAAGCCCUUGUACCUCAGCCAGGACAGAUAUCAACUUUUGGAGCAACAAUGGCUGGCUCACAGAUUCGAUCAUACGAAGAGAACAUGGGUAUGGCAUCGCGACGCUCUGUGACCCAUCACGAUGUUGUCGAGAGUCGCUCGUCGCACCUAAUCUCAGAAUUGAAGAAGAUUCCUUUUUUUCCUUCCUUUCUCUCUCUCUCUAUCUAUCUAUCUAUCUAUCUAUCUAUCUAUCUAUCUCUAUCUCUAUCUCACUCCCACAAUUUAUUCUCACACAAAAUGCCUCGCCCUUUCGCAGCAAUGCCCGUGCUUUAGAAACUAAAGGAGAUAGAUCGUCCUCGACGGAUAUUAUAUAUUUAUUAUGUAAUCGUGAGUAAGUAGUAGACAUAAAUAAUGAAUGAAAGUAUUAAGAAAAAGAACGCUCGUCUGGAGGGAGAAUAGAUUUUGUUCAUAUAGUUGCGCAUAACUUGAAUAAUACGUACUAGAUCUGUAGAAAUUGUGUAUGCUCUCAGAAUGAACACCUGUACAUUUUAAGUACACCUGUAUAUAUUUAAGUAUAUAUACACAGAACUGUUUCCAUAUUUUAAUCUUUCUGUAUAAUAUUGUAUUGUCUCCAAAAUUAAUGGUUACUUAAAAGGAAAAGUCCGAAUUGAAGUUAUACAUUUUUCUUUUAAAUUAUACACCUGCGUAGAAAAAAUGAAGUAAUUUUGAUCCUAGAUAUUUUUGUGCGAUAACUAGCAAUCGGAUUGUUAUACAGAAAAAUGAAAACAAGAGAUCCUGUAUAUACACACACACACACACACACACACACACACAUACACA
Atta colombica is the source of this 7348-nucleotide messenger RNA. RefSeq names its product E3 ubiquitin-protein ligase UBR3 (gene Ubr3). Gene Ontology annotation, cellular component: ubiquitin ligase complex; cytoplasm. The record is from RefSeq and is a predicted model, not a curated record. Lineage: Eukaryota; Metazoa; Arthropoda; Insecta; Hymenoptera; Formicidae. The transcript is spliced from 28 exons. Gene Ontology annotation, biological process: ubiquitin-dependent protein catabolic process via the N-end rule pathway; protein ubiquitination. Bases 675 to 6641 code for a protein of 1988 amino acids. Gene Ontology annotation, molecular function: zinc ion binding; ubiquitin protein ligase activity.